Schistocerca gregaria is the source of this 561-nucleotide messenger RNA. Its product is annotated as piggyBac transposable element-derived protein 3-like. The transcript has a single exon. The record is from RefSeq and is a predicted model, not a curated record. NCBI's taxonomy places the organism in Eukaryota, Metazoa, Arthropoda, Insecta, Orthoptera, Acrididae. Bases 1 to 561 code for a protein of 186 amino acids.
AUGAGCCCUAACUUUGGUACUAUUGGGAACACUGUCUUAAGACUGUGCCAGGGGCUAGAAGGAAAGACUCACAAGAUCAUUCUUGACAAUUUAUUCACAACAAUCCCAUUGCUUUCGUAUCUGAAGCAAAAGAAAAUUCAUGUAUUGGGAACCAUAAGGUCGAACAGACUGAAGGUUCCAGAGAGUAAAUUGACCAACAGCAAAGCUCUAAUGAAAUCAGGUCAAGGUUCAAUGUCUAUUGCUACUUCUAAUGACAAUAUUACAGUUAUGCACUGGGUGGAUAGUAACAUUGUGCACAUGGUAUCUGCCUUUGCUGGAGGGACACCAACUGAUACUGUCAAAAGAUGGGACGUGAAGAACCAUGCUCACAUAGAGAUAGAGGGGCCAUAUACUGUAGCAUGCUACAACAAAUUCAUGGGCAGAGUGGACAUGACUGACCGGAUGGUUGCACGCUACCCUCACACAAUGAAGAGCAAGAAGUUUUAUUUGAGAAUAUUCUUCCACUUUUAUAAUGUUGUACUAGUAAAUGCAUGGAUUCUUUACAAAAGAGACAUUGAAUAA